GCCAAUCGCCGGAACCUCGGUUGGUGCCGAUCGUAUCCAGACCGUUAACGAUCCCGAGCCAUAACUUCUACAUAAACUGCCACAACGACCUCUUUGUCUCCUCCGUCUUCUCAGUCUCAACAUCGCCAACGCCAUGCCCGCCAAACUAAUUCUCCCGUCCCUCAGCGCCUUUACUCUCUAUGCCAUCUGGUACUACGCCGAGGCCAACGGUCUGCUCGGCCUAGCCAAAGCGAGUAUCGCCCGCCACACUGUCCCGGGCAGCAAUGCGCCGCUCCGCACCGUCUACACGGGGCUGCCCCAGCUCGACGAGCUUCUGACCACCCUGACGACCUUCUUCUGGCCCACCACCGAUGGAAGCCAUCCAGCUCUUACCCUGCACACGCUGGGCUUCGCCGGUACCUUCGGGUCCGCCUGGAUCCUGAUUACCCUCGAAUCCUGGCGACAUGGAAACGCCUGGACCGUCGCAGCCUUUCCGCUCAUCUUCGGUCUCUCCGCCCAAACGCUCACUUUCGCCUUCGCCGCCCCCCUCUACUGCGCCCUGCAGCUCUCCGUCUCCCCCACCGCCAAAUCCCCCACGCCCGACACCAUCCGCAUUCCCCGGCCCGUCCUGCGCGCUUUCCCCUGGGUGUUCGCCAUCUCGUUCAUCGUCCCCAGCGGUCUGAUGAUCCUGCCCGUUUCAGAUACCAUCACCACGGACCUGAAGCAGAUCUUCAUCGCUCUAUGGCAGCCCUUUCCCGCGUAUAUUUCCCUCCUCCUCACUCUUGUCCACGUCGGGGGUCCCCCGCUCAACCGCCCCGACGGCACCGGGCGCAAAGACCUUCGCGCCCUCCGUUUCGUCUACGCGUUCGCGUUCGCGCACACGGCCAUCAACCACCUCGUCUCCUGGACCAUAUCCCUCACCACGGUCUUCGCCCCCACUGUCAUCGCCGUGCCGUUCCGGGAGCAGUUACACCCCAGCCUUGUGUUUGGAAUCCCGACGCCGUGGACCUCGCCCGUCCUGCAGGUGACGAGCGUCGCGGAGGGCGUGCAUGCGUUUCUCCGCUGGGAUUGCCUGAUCGGGUCCGCGGGAAUGGUGGUUUGGGCGAGCGCUUUGUACGUCGCUGCGCACAGGGCGGUGUUGGGAUGUGUGGGCUGGGGACGGUUGUUGGUUAAGGUGGUGUUGCUGGGGCUCGUGGCUGGGCCGGUCGGCGCGGCGGUGGAGUUGGUUUGGGAGAGGGACGAGCUGGUGUUGAGUGAGAUGGGGGGUGUGAGGAGGGUGGCGGGGGAGAAGAAAUAAUUUUUUUGUCCGGUACACUGCCGAUGGCACCAUCGUGGAGGGGUGUGUCUUUUUGGAUCAACAAACAACCAUUUACCCCCCUGAAGGGAGAAAAUAGUACCACCCCGUUGCUCGAAUCCGAUUGAACUUCCCUCAUGCACGGUGGGAUUGCAACCGAGGCAUGUGGUCGCAGAAUGCUGCAGAUCUGAUCGGACUCCAGUUGUAUUCAUCGACGAUCAAAAUCCCACAUGACAUCACCAAUAUAUUUGACCUUCCCCUGUCAUACCCCGGACGGGACGCCAUGAGGCGAGACAUGAGCUUGUUUCGUCUGACUCGAGUCAG
This is a messenger RNA of Aspergillus heteromorphus CBS 117.55, 1597 nucleotides long. RefSeq lists its product as uncharacterized. The transcript is spliced from 2 exons. The record is from RefSeq and is a predicted model, not a curated record. The coding region runs from base 134 to 1276 and encodes 380 amino acids. NCBI's taxonomy places the organism in Eukaryota, Fungi, Ascomycota, Eurotiomycetes, Eurotiales, Aspergillaceae.